Messenger RNA from Exophiala aquamarina CBS 119918, 1164 nucleotides. RefSeq lists its product as uncharacterized. The record is from RefSeq and is a predicted model, not a curated record. The coding region runs from base 1 to 1164 and encodes 387 amino acids. Gene Ontology annotation, biological process: inositol phosphate biosynthetic process; phosphatidylinositol phosphate biosynthetic process. Lineage: Eukaryota; Fungi; Ascomycota; Eurotiomycetes; Chaetothyriales; Herpotrichiellaceae. The transcript is spliced from 2 exons. Gene Ontology annotation, molecular function: inositol hexakisphosphate kinase activity; inositol-1,4,5,6-tetrakisphosphate 3-kinase activity. Gene Ontology annotation, cellular component: cytoplasm; nucleus.
AUGACGAGCUCCCAACCUCCAGCCAAAAAGCUGGCUGCCGCUGUCCCCAACGCAUCUGAACUGGUAUCUUUUGAACAUGGAGCCGCUGGCCAUCAAGGCAUCUCCUCCAAUGCUUCGGGCUCCCUGGUCAUAAAGCCCUGCGUCCAAGCCGAGAUCGACUUCUACGAGUCUGCUAAGGAGCACCCACUCUUCCAAGCCCAUAUGCCUACCUUUAUCGGCAGUUUGACACAGAACGGCGACGCUGAUGGCUCAGAAACAACAGUCGCUCCUCUGCUUGAACAAGCAGGUGGCAUCCAAGUCCCCGCAGCCAUCUGCCCACCUCAGAACCAGACAGCAGGCACAGGCGCCCCAGGCGUCACAGUCACAAGCCCGACUCCGGGCCUGAUCAAACGUGCGACAUGGAAGCCUUCUGGGGGACAGAAGCUGACCACUGGACUGGCCAUCGUGCUGGAGAACGUGACCAGCGGAUUCAAACACCCAAACGUACUCGACGUGAAGCUCGGCGCACGCCUGUGGGACGACGAUGCGCCCAUCACGAAGCGGAGGAAACUCGACGAGGUCGCCGAACAGACCACCAGUGGCAGUCUCGGCUUCAGAGUCGCCGGCAUGAAAGUCCACCUCGACGGGACGGAAGCCCCGGCGCAGCAAGAGACACCCGAGCCGAACGUCGAGGUCAAGAAUGGAUAUAAGUCCUACAAUAAAAACUAUGGCCGCGGGUUUGACAAGGACAGCGUCGUUGAUGCUUUCACCACGUUUCUUGGUGGCGUCACGCGAGACGACGCUUUAGGGAAGGUUCGGUUCAAGAAGAGCCGUGGUGAGCUCAUUGCCAAGCGCAUCCUGCGUGAGCUGGAGAGUAUCCAAUACGCGCUGGAGAACGAGGAGAUUAGGAUGUACUCUGCGUCCAUCCUACUAGUGUACGAGGGAGAUGACGAGGCGUUGCAGGCGGGCCUGAAGUUCGAGGAGGAGGUAGAUGGCCAGGAACAAGAGGAACAAGAGGAAGAAGCGGAUGAUGACGAAGAUGACGACGAGAUCACGCAAAAAGUCCUCGAGGCUAGGUUGAUUGAUUUUGCCCAUGCGAGCUGGACACCGGGCCAGGGUCCGGAUGAGAAUGCUCUACGCGGGAUCAGGAAUGUUGUCAAGAUUAUGAAAGACUUGCUGGACUAG